Messenger RNA from Mandrillus leucophaeus (drill), 814 nucleotides. RefSeq names its product PQ loop repeat containing 1 (gene SLC66A2). Gene Ontology annotation, biological process: phospholipid translocation; retrograde transport, endosome to Golgi. The coding region runs from base 17 to 760 and encodes 247 amino acids. The transcript is spliced from 5 exons. Gene Ontology annotation, cellular component: endosome; trans-Golgi network. Lineage: Eukaryota; Metazoa; Chordata; Mammalia; Primates; Cercopithecidae. The record is from RefSeq and is a predicted model, not a curated record.
GGGUGCGGCCGCGGCCAUGGUCUUCGGAGGGGUGGUGCCCUACGUCCCGCAGUACCGGGACAUCCGCAGGACGCAGAACGCCGACGGGUUCUCCACCUACGUGUGCCUGGUGCUGCUGGUGGCCAACAUUUUGCGGAUACUCUUCUGGUUUGGAAGGCGCUUUGAGUCGCCACUGCUGUGGCAGAGCGCCAUCAUGAUCCUGACCAUGCUGCUGAUGCUGAAGCUGUGCACCGAGGUCCGUGUGGCCAACGAGCUCAACGCCAGGCGCCGCUCCUUUGCAGCUGCAGAUAGCAAGGAUGAAGAAGUCAAGGUCGCCCCCAGGCGGUCCUUCCUGGACUUCGACCCCCACCACUUCUGGCAGUGGAGCGGCUUCUCGGACUAUGUGCAGUGCGUCCUGGCCUUCACGGGCGUGGCAGGCUACAUCACCUACCUGUCCAUUGACUCCACCCUGUUUGUGGAGACCCUGGGCUUCCUGGCCGUGCUGACCGAAGCCAUGCUGGGCGUGCCGCAGCUUUACCGCAACCACCGCCACCAGUCCACGGAGGGCAUGAGCAUCAAGAUGGUGCUCAUGUGGACCAGUGGCGACGCCUUCAAGACGGCCUACUUCCUGCUGAAGGGCGCACCUCUGCAGUUCUCCGUGUGCGGCCUGCUGCAGGUGCUGGUGGACCUGGCCAUCCUGGGGCAGGCCUACGCCUUUGCCCGUCACCCCCAGAAGCCGGCGCUGCACGCUGUGCACCCUGCUGGCACCAAGGCCCUCUGAGAGUGGGGAGGACAAGGAUGUGGGCCAGCCAGCCACGGGCACUGGUGGGUGCUG